Entrophospora sp. SA101 is the source of this 315-nucleotide messenger RNA. The record is from the annotation of a GenBank genome assembly. Lineage: Eukaryota; Fungi; Glomeromycota; Glomeromycetes; Entrophosporales; Entrophosporaceae.
AUGAGAGAAGACUGUCCUACUUGUGGUAAACUAGUCAAAAAUAUUUUUGGAGAUAUUAGAACAUGCCAAGGAUGUUCAAAAAAUAAUUCUCCCAAUAAACAACAAUUCCAAAACUUUUUAUCCACUUUAGCCCAACUUCAACAAUACUUUACCGCCAACAGCAUCCACUCCAUCACCAAACUUUCGGAAACUUCUACUCUAAUGGAACCGGAACAAAAAAGGAAAAAUAAAAUGGAUAAGCAGGAAUUGGAGCAGGAAAUUAAUAAACUUAAAACUCAAACAGAACAAAAUCCUAAUAAACCAGUUUGGCCUUGA